Colletotrichum lupini is the source of this 516-nucleotide messenger RNA. RefSeq lists its product as uncharacterized. The coding region runs from base 1 to 516 and encodes 171 amino acids. The record is from RefSeq and is a predicted model, not a curated record. Lineage: Eukaryota; Fungi; Ascomycota; Sordariomycetes; Glomerellales; Glomerellaceae. The transcript is spliced from 2 exons.
AUGGACCUACGGCAGCCAGUGUUACGCGAACUCUUACAGUCUCGUAAUGUCGUGAACCAGACAGCCGUCUGGGCCGGAAGCUGUCCCGUCAUCCCUAUUUCACCAGUCUUACCUCCGUAUUCGUUGGUCAUGAUCAAUGGAUUGCCAAUAGCUAACAGAAAUAUCACCUGUCUCAAAGCGAUCGAGCGAACGUUUCUAGGAUACCUUCGCACAUCACUAGCUACGGCUGUCCUAGGGACUAUAGUAGCGCAGCUCUUCGCCUUGCAGGCGUCAGAUACAGGCUUCGGAUAUACGGCCGUGGGUAAACCGCUCGCUACCUUGUGCUACAGCUUCUCGAUCUGUAUCGUUUUGCUGGGAGCGUUCCGAGCCUGGAGGCUCCAGCACGCCAUGUUUGCUGGUAAGGCGUUAGCCGGAGGGUUCGAACUAACAACGCUCGCGUUGGGGUUCUUGAUUCUGUCGUUAGUCUUCUUUGGCUUUCUAAUUGCUCUCGAUGUAGUCAAAGAGUCUUCGAGCUAG